GUUACUCAGAAGCUUGUUGACAAACUGCUCGUGAAAAUGACUCAAAGAGCUUUGCUGACAAACUGUUUGUGAAAAUGACUCAAAGAGUUGAUAAAUCAGAAACAAUGAAGCAUGAAGAUUAUUAGCAGAAGCAAUUGAGGCAAAUGGAACUCCAGUGCUUUGAGUACUAUCGAAUGUUAAAGUGAUGUUGCCAGAAAGAUUAUUCACUUGGGAGAAUUUUAAAAGACUGGUUGCCAAGCAACCGAGCAUGGGUUCUCUUCUGUACUAGAUUCUAAUCGGAUCAUUGUUAGUCUGUUAAUGUGUUGCAGUUUGCAGCAUGUUGUUUGGUUCCUAGGUUUUAGAGGUAGUCCUCUGUUAUUGAUUCAUUGGGGGUAAUGGAGUUUAAUUCAGUAAAAUUUAUUUAUUUAGAAAAAAAAAUUGAUCCAAAUCGUUGUCCGCUUUUUGUGGAGAAAAAGUAUCUACAACGGUGUCAACUAAAAAUGUCGGAUAAAUCGGACCGGUAAAGACAUUAUGUAAAAUUUGUUAAAUCAAUAUCACAUUUUCUUCGAUGGUAGUGGAUAUAUUUUAAAACGACAUGUUAUUAUUAUUUCAAAUUAUUAUAAAUAGAAUAUAUUAUUUUAAUAUGAUAAUAGAUGAUGUGGAAUGUGCUACAUGUCUAUAGAGGUUGGCCGAGGAGAUGGUUGGAGUGAAUAAAAGUUAAUAUAUUAUUUAUAAUUUUUAAUUAUGAUAUGAUUUAUUGAAUUUUAGCUACGGGUUUUGGAGGGAGCCUGAGAUAGCUGCAAAGAUGCUGUUUCAAUAAUUUUUUUGCCGUGCGAUCGAUUAAAGAAAAUAAAAAAAAAAGUAAAAAUACAUGCAUUUCACAAAAUAGAUCACUAAAAGAUGGCAGAGAAAGUUGCUCUUCCUCAGAUUCAAAAUCUUUGUCCUUUAUAUAUGCUAUUACUUAGCUGGAAAUGUUAUGAAAUUGGCAGUCAUGCUGAUCCUUUUAUUGGUUAAGUACAGUGGGAAGAUCCUAUCAAAAGAACAGUUAAUUUCAUCGUCUAAACAUCUAUAUUCUGGGCCAACAGCUGGAUAAGUUUAUUUAAAACAUACAUUCCAAAGUGCAUUUAGCAAGUUACAUUCCAAUGCACAUAAGUUUCUAAUGUAUAUAUACAUCAUCAAUUAGCAUUAGGCAACAAGAACAACGAAGCAAAAUGAAUAUGAGAGGACUGAUAUUAUUCACAAGGCAGCUGCAUGUCAUCUCAAGAUCAGGAACCAGCAUCAUCAAACCAGCUUCUCCAACUCCUGAAAACUUUAAAGUCUACCAUCUUCCUUUACAUGAUUGUAUGAUGCCAAAUAUCUAUAUUCCGGCAAUAUUUUUUUAUGCAGACAUUAGUAAGGCCGCAGAUCAUAAAUCAACAGUUUCAAAUCUACUCAAGAACUCUUUAUCCGAGACACUGACAAAGUAUUACCCGUAUGCUGGAAGGCUAAGGCCUUCCGGAUCUUCUGUUGACUGUAAUGAUGAGGGAGUUCAUUUUGUUGAGGCACGGAUUGGAUGCAAGCUAGCUCAUGUUCUGGAAAAAGAUCCUGCCAAGGAAGACGAACAAGGUCUAGGCCAUCUCUUUCCACCUCUCGCGAUUUGGGAUAAGUUAUCCAAUGAAAAGUGUUCCAGUCUAGUGCUCGUGCAACUGAAUCAUUUUAUCUGUGGAGGGAUAGCUAUUGCAGUUGGCUUUUCACACCGAAUUGGCGAUGCUCUAACUCUAUUAUCAUUUGUGGCUUAUUGGGCAGGUUUGUCACGCCACUCCUUUGAUCACCAGAAACUACUACAUGUUUGCCCCUAUAUCGUGUCUGAUCAUGAGCAGUCACAUGAUAACGAUUCCAAUACAUUUAACGUUUCGUUCCCUGAAAAGCACUGGAUCACCAAGAAUGUAGUCUUUCACAACUCAAACAUAGCAAGACUGAAGGCAGAUGUUGAAAUCAGACACAAAUUGCAGGGCAAAGACGAACCAAACUACACAAGAAAUGAGCUGGUGACCGCACUCCUCUACAGGUGCGUGGUAGCUGCAGCAGCUACAUCAAAUGGCGGGGCGUACAUCAAGUCUGUUCUGUGCCAGACAGUAAACAUAAGGCCUCUGCUCGAUCCGCCACUGCCACAGACAAGUGUUGGAAGUUUCAUUAAUUAUAAUAACAUUGCAACAGGCACGGAGAAUGAAACAGAGUUACAUAAUUUAGUGGAACGAAUAAGAGAAGGAAAGUUGCAGCUUAGACGAAACAAAGGCAUGGAUGAAAUUAUAGCGGCAAGACCAUUUGAGGAGUUUGAAAAAAUGAAUAGAAUAUAUCUGGUGAGCAGCAUCUGUAGUUUUCCAUUGUACGAAAUAGAUUUCGGAUGGGGAAGGCCAGUUAAAGCGACAAUUGUGGACAUGCCGGUGGUUAAUAGCAUUAUUUUGAUGGAUACUCCGAGUGGGGAUGGUAUUGAAGCUAUUGUAGGUUUGGAAGAGAAAGAGAUGGAAAAUUUUCAAGCUCACAGAGACCUGCUUUCCUACAUUUCUUUCUAAAAAUUUCUUCUUCCUCUUCUGCUUAUCAACUGAAAUUGAUAGUGUGUGUUAUUUGUUUGAGUAAUGUUUUAUGUUGAUAAAUGUUUAAUGUUGAUAUUAAGCGCUAAAAUUUAUUGAUUGGCUCUUCUUUUUUAAUAAUGAUGGACCCCUUGCAU
Daucus carota subsp. sativus is the source of this 2686-nucleotide messenger RNA. Its product is annotated as acyltransferase Pun1. The transcript is spliced from 2 exons. The record is from RefSeq and is a predicted model, not a curated record. The coding region runs from base 1191 to 2531 and encodes 446 amino acids. NCBI's taxonomy places the organism in Eukaryota, Viridiplantae, Streptophyta, Magnoliopsida, Apiales, Apiaceae.